Messenger RNA from Lates calcarifer (barramundi perch), 5796 nucleotides. Its product is annotated as NLR family CARD domain-containing protein 3. The record is from RefSeq and is a predicted model, not a curated record. The transcript has 14 exons. Bases 486 to 4037 code for a protein of 1183 amino acids. Gene Ontology annotation, molecular function: protein binding. Lineage: Eukaryota; Metazoa; Chordata; Actinopteri; Centropomidae.
UUGUGUUUUGUGUUGACGUCGACUGGUUUUGCAACGAUGAUUCACAUUAACCAAACUCUGCAGAUCCUCUGUUUACACGUGAGACGGUCUGUAGAAACUCACCGCGCUUCAGUUUGAUCCGACGCUCGAGACGAACUAAACCGAGGAAGCGAUCGAACAUUUGGAACGAAAUUAAACUCAAAUUAUUUCUCCUGAUUUUCUUCCACAGUCGUCAGACUGUUUCUGUCUUCGGAGGUGAAGGUAGAGAAGAAGAGGAGUGGUGCAGCUGCAGAGUUGCGGUCAUGGGAAGGAAAGAAGUCAAGACAAAGGAGACAGACGAGAGGAAACAAACUGAGAAUUUAAACAUCCAGCAACAACGGAGCAACAUUAUAAAACCAUCUGAGUCGAAUUUCCCCCGGAUGAAUGUAAGACCAACCUCGAGAACAUCCCCAACCCUUCAACGUUGAGGCUUCACGAACACAAACAAGAUUCACCGAAGACUGAAGAUGGAUAAAAAUGGUGUGGAGAGAGGACCAGCGUUUUCAACAGCCAGUUCUGUUUCUGUCAGGACUGACCGCUCAAGAGAAUAUCCUCCAGACUUGAGCAUUGAAUCCACACCUUCAGAAGGAAGACUUACUGAAGACCUGGAAUUGGGUAAACGUGGACCAGAGGGAGGAACAGCAUUUUCUAACGCCAGUUUUGGUUCUGCUAAAACUGAUCGAUCAAGAGAAUAUCCUCCAGACUUAUCCACUGAAACCAGACCCUCAGAAGGAAGACUCAUUAAAGAUGUGGAGAUCGGUAAACGUGGACCAGAGGGAGGAACAGCAUUUUCUACUGCCAGUGUUGGUUCUGCUAAAACUGAUCGAUCAAGAGAAUAUCCUCCAGACUUAAAAACUGAAACCAGACCCUCAGAAGGAAGUGACCAGACAUCGUCAAACUUUCAGCAGGAUUCAGCCACCCAGAAGUUAUUUGAAUCCAAAGUCACUGACCUUGUAAAGCAAGCUCUGAUGGUACAUGAGAAGGUCCUGUCUACACCACAACAAGGACUCUCCGAUGAAGAUGUACAUAAAACAAGGAAUGAAGCAAACGAAGCAGCUCUGAAGAUUGCCCUCUAUGUCUUGAGGACCAUGAAUGAAGAAGAACGUGCUCGUACACUUGAGCAAAGUCAUUAUGGAGAACUCGUUGUGCACCAACGAAAACAAAAAUCUUUCCUGAAGAAGAAAAAUGAGUACUUGUUGCAAGAGAUAAAUACACAACAAUGUCCAGUGCCACUCAAACAGAUUUAUACUACGCUCUAUCUGAUAGAAGGCGACAGUGAAAAUGUCAACAGCGAACAUGAAGUGAGACAAAUUGAGAAAGCCAUUAACAAACGGAAGUCUGUGGAAAUUCUGAUCAGUUGUGAGGACAUCUUCAAGCCCUUACCGAAACUAAACAAACCAAGAGUGGUGCUCACCAAGGGAAUAGCAGGCAUCGGCAAAACCGUGUUGUCCCAGAAGUUCAUGCUGGACUGGUCAGAGGAGAAGGCCAAUCAAGACAUCCAGCUCCUGUUUUCACUUCCUUUUAGGGAGCUGAAUUUGCUUAGAAAUGAAAAAAGAAGUUUGAUGGAGCUUCUGUAUGACUUUGAUCCAGACCUGAAAGUAUCUGGAAUCAAAGACCUGAAGGCGUACAAAGUCCUGUUUGUAUUGGACGGUCUUGAUGAAUGCAGACUCUGUCUGGAUUUUGAGGGAAAUGAUAGAUGUCAUGAUGCUACACAGUCUGCCCCAGUGGAGGUGCUGCUGACAAACCUCAUUGCAGGUAAUCUGCUGCCAGAAGCUUAUCUGUGGAUAACAACCCGACCUGCUGCAGCCAGCUGUGUCCCUUCACAGUAUGUUGACCGGGUGACUGAGAUACGAGGCUUCAACAACCAACAGAAAGAGCAGUAUUUCCACAAGAAAAUUGAGGAUGAAAACUUGGCCAAAAGAGUCAUCGCAAAUAUAAGGUCUACCAGAAGUCUCUACAUCAUGUGUCAUGUGCCAGUGUUUUGCUGGAUUUCUUCUAUUGUCCUGGGAGAAAUGUGCGCUAAAGCAGGAGUAGGAAAGUUGCCAAAGACUUUGACUCAGAUGUACAUCCACUUUUUGGCACAUCAGACCACACAGAUGCGUGUCAAGUACUCUGAGAAGCAAGAACUGGACUCCCAGGGGAAUAACAAGGUGAUUAUGUCACUUGGGAAGUUGGCCUUCCAGCAGCUGGACAAAGGCAACCUGAUCUUCUACGAGGAGGAUCUCAGAGAAUGUGGUAGUGAUGUCCAAGAAGCAUCUGUCUACUCUGGAUUGUGCACUCAAGUCUUUAGGGAAGAGUCCUGCAUGCAGAAAAAAGUCUUCUGCUUUGUACAUCUGUCUGUCCAAGAGUUUCUCGCAGCUUUGUACGUUAAUGUUACGUACAAGGUCAGUGGUGAAAACCUGAUGACCAAAGAACCUAAACCAUUCGCCAAAACAAAGCCUGUAUCUGAGCUGCACAAAGCUGCAGUGGACAGAGCUUUAAAAAGCGAAAACGGUCACCUGGAUCUCUUCCUGCGUUUCCUCCUCGGACUGUCUCUGGAGUCCAAUCGGAAUCUGCUCAGAGACCUGAAGAUUCAGGUAGAAACCUGCGACUCCCAAAGUCAUUUGGAAACCAUCGAGUACAUAAAGGAGAAAAUAAGUCAGACUCAUCAUACGGAGAGGUAUAUCAAUCUCUUCCACUGUCUGAAUGAGUUAAACAACCACUCUCUGGUGGAAGAGAUCCAGAGCUACUUGGAGUCAGACCAAGACUCAGUGAUGGACGAGCGCUCUGCAGCUCAGUGGGCAGCUCUGGUCUUUGUGUUGCUGACCUCACCGGAGAAACCAGAAGAGAUCCACCUCAAGAAAUACUCCAGAACAGAAGAGGGCCUUUCCAGGCUCCUACCAGCCAUCAAAACAUCUAGGACAGCAAUGUUGAAUGAUUGUAAUCUUACUGCACACUGCUGUGAGGAGCUGUCCACAGUCUUCAGCUCAUGCUCUAUGGAGCUGAAUCAUUUAAACUUAAGUGACAACAACAUAAAAGACUCAGGAAUUGAGUUUCUCUGUGCCGGACUCAAGAGUCCACGUUGCAGACUGAAGACGCUGAGGCUCAACAGAUGCAGUCUCACCUCCAGAUGCUGUAAAGAUCUGGCUUCAGUUCUGAGCUGUCCCUCAUCACGUCUUGAAGAGCUGGACCUGAGUGACAAUGACAUCGAAGACUCAGGAGUAGAGCUGCUCUCCACCGGACUGGGAAAUGUGUGCUGUAAACUGAAAACCCUAAGGUUGUCGUUCUGUAGCAUCACAGAGAAAGGUUGUGGUUUCUUGGCCACAGCAGUAAAGUCCAACGCUUCCCACCUGGAAGAGGUGGACCUGAGCUACAAUCACCUUGGAAAGUCUGGAGCGACGCUCAUCUCCGAGGCUCUGGUGGAAGGAAAAUGUGAAUUUACUAAACUCAGAGUCGACCACAAUGCAGAACACUGGUAUAAACCAGGACUGAAACGAUAUGCAUGUGAGCUCACAAUCGAUCUCAACACAGUUCACAAACUCCUCAUCCUCUCUGACGGGAACCGAAAAGUUACCCAGGGCAGAACGAAGCAGCCAUACCCCGAUCACCCUGACAGGUUUGACUACUGGACCCAGGUCCUGUUCCAGCAGGGCCUGGACAGCCGCUGUUACUGGGAGGUGGAGUGGAAAGGACACUGGGCCGGGAUCGGAGUGACCUACAAGGAUAUCAAGCGCAAAGGGCCGGAUAACAACUGUGUGAUUGGAUACAAUAAAAUCUCUUGGAGUAUCCACUGUUGUGAUCAUGGCUAUCGUGCUUAUCAUGACUUCAAGGGCAUUGUCCCCCAGGUCCCUGUGGCUGGUUGUCAGAGACUGGCGGUGUAUCUGGACUGGGACGGAGGUGUCCUGUCUUUCUACAGAGUCUCUCCUGAAGGGUCACUGACACACCUUCACACCUUCGUCUCUGAAUUCACUGAACCUCUUUAUCCAGUUUUCAGAGUGUGGGGCAAAGGCCACUCACUGAGGCUCUGUCAGGUGAAAUAAUCUGUCAAAAGGAAAAAGGCAUGAACAGUCAAAAUGAUCAACUGUAAAUACUGUGCUUUCUUUUGAAAAGAAACCGCUCAAAAUGAUGUAAGUUAAAGACAGUGUAAACAUCUAAUAAUACAUCUAUGUAGGGCUGAACUGAAUGUCUUGAAGCUUCAAAGGUUCUUCCCUUGCCAGGGUAAUUAUUAUCCAAUAUUAUUAUUAUCUUAUGUACCACACCAUAAUAAUCCCAAAUAGCCCAUCUAAUAAGAAAUUGUCAUAUAGCAUUAUUCAUUAUUAUUACUACAUAGUUAUUAUUUUGUGACAGCUUCUUGGUGUGAGUUCUGGAAAAAAAAUGCUUCAGUGCCGGCAGCAGCUUUUUGGGCUGUCCAUACGUCCAUCUGUACAUCUGUCACUCCCAUUCUCAUGAACGCAAUAUCUCAAUUUGAGGGAAUUUCGUCAGAUUUGAUAAUAACAUUCAGCAUUUUCUCUAAGUCUGUGGAAGGCUAGGAGCUUCUAUAUGAUAGGGGAGGGUUUAACAUUGCUCCAAGUCCUUCAGCUAGUCCUACUAUUAAAUCUACACAAAUUUGGAAAGGGUAACGGCGAUAAUAAAUAAACAACAUCCAUAAAGCUACAAAGACAAAACUUGCUAAAUAAAUUCACUGGGAACCAACGUCAACCAUUAGAUUUAGGAAAAGUCCUUAAGUUAUUUUUGCUCUCCACAAUGAUUUUAGAUUAAUUUGGCGUAGGUGCAGCAGCCAAAAUGGUAGGGAAAACCCUAAUAUUCACUUGAACUCAAGGAUGAACUGAUUAGAUUUUGGUGGUCAAAGGUGACAAAACAUGUUUUUUGGCCUAGUGAAUGCAACUUCUCAAGAAUGCUUCAAGGAAAAUCCUUCCAAAUCUGGCACAAGGAUGAACUGUCACUGUGACAAAACUUUUCUUGGCCAUAACUUAUGUAUUGAUACACCAAUUAACUGUAACUGGACUGAAGACAGAGACAUACAUUGUUGUUUGCUUUGUUUUUUGCUUGUUCAUUGCAGACACACAACCUACCACUUUUAAUAGAGGUUACUAAUGUACUUAUACCUGUUGAAACUUUGUUAGGUCUCAUAAUGCUUUCACACCUGUUUGUUUCUUGGCUUCAGGAGGUUUUUGGUAGGUUGUUUUAAAGAUGUUCAAAGUAAUUGCCAAGUAAGUUAAAGCUAGCUGGUCGUCCAGGUGGUAGUUGAGGGCAAGCAAAGGAUGUGGUAUUCAGAUUGUUUGAGUAGAAACUGCAGUGUUUGUCAGAGCAUUUUCAUGUAGUGAUAGUGAUAUGUCCUGUGUCCUGUGUGUUUUUAUCUCUGCACAUUUGUUGGUUAUUUGUUUGUAAAUGUGUGUAAUAUGUGCGUACCUGUGCUCAUCACUGACCAGUUCAAACAUCUAAACACUGAAAUCUUUUUAUUUUGUAGCAUUAACAGCAUGUGAAGCUAGAUCUUAUUGAGAUUUUUUGUAAUUUUGUUACUAACUAAUAUUCACUACCUUGCCUGCAAAACAUAAGAAGAGAAAUGAGAUAAAGAAAGUAAAGACAACAAAGGACAUUUUCACAUUUAUGUAUAUAUCCAGAAUUCCCCCAUAACCAUGUAUACAUCUUUUUAUUAAAAGGUUUAGUUUCAAAUAAAUAUGUGUUCUUUCUGCUACGUAAACUCAGUUUAUAAUUGUAUUUGUCUGUAUUAUAACACAUUAGUGUGGAUUCUCUUAAAAUGAAUAUUGAAUAAAAGUCACAAGUUUAUCAUUGGCAGAG